AUGGGUCUUGUCUCAAAACUCCAGUUCGUGGACCUCCGGUCGAGUUUCCUCGCCGGCGCAGCCCCUCUCACGAGCUCCUUCCCCGCCGCCGCCCGCCGCCCUCUCAACCGCCGCUUUUCCGCGGCGUCCCGCUCGCUAAAAGCGACAGCCGUCCACCCCAACCUCCUCAGGCACCGAGCCCGAAUUUCCUCAAAAUUACAAGCCGUUGCCACCGAUGCCACCACCUCCGCCGCCAUCGUUGAGGAAGAGGAUAUAGAAUCCCUCUUUUCUGAUAACAGUUCCGAACGGCCGGAGGUCAGCUACAAGCGCGGGAACAACAGGAGCUCGAGUGGCGCCUCCAGUAUUUCCUCGGGCGUGAGGUUAGAAAACGUGAGCAAGAGCUACAAGGGCACCACCGUGCUGAAGGACAUCAAUUGGGAAGUUAAGAAAGGCGAAAAGGUGGGUUUGGUGGGCGUUAAUGGUGCGGGGAAGACGACACAGUUGAGGAUUAUAUCCGGUUUGGAAGAGCCGGAUUCGGGGAAUGUGAUUAAGGCGAAGAGCAACAUGAAAAUUGCGUUCCUGAGCCAGGAAUUCGAGGUGGAUUCUACGAGGACGGUGAGGGAGGAGUUUUUGAGUGCGUUUAAGGAGGAAAUGGAGGUUUCGGCUAGGCUUGAGAAGGUACAGAAAGCAAUUGAGAAAUCUGUGGAUGAUUUGGAGCUCAUGGGGAGGCUCUUGGAUGAGUUUGAUUUGCUGCAGAGGAGGGCGCAAGCCGUAGAUUUGGAUGAGGUUGAUGUUAAGAUUAAUAAGUUGAUGCCCGAGCUCGGUUUUGCACCUGAGGAUGGAGAUAGGCUUGUUGCAUCCUUUAGUGGAGGGUGGCAGAUGAGGAUGUCACUUGGGAAGAUCUUGCUGCAGAAUCCAGAUUUGUUGCUUUUGGAUGAGCCGACAAAUCACCUUGAUCUCGACACAAUUGAGUGGCUCGAGGGUUAUUUGAAUAAGCAAGAUGUUCCAAUGGUCAUCAUAUCACACGACAGGGCUUUUCUUGAUCAACUUUGUACAAAAAUUGUAGACACAGAUAUGGGUGUUUCAAGAACAUACGAAGGAAAUUACUCAGAUUAUGUCAUAGCUAAAGCAGCAUGGGUUGAAGCUCAGUUUACAGCAUGGGAAAAACAACAAAAGGAGAUAGAACAGACUAGAGAUCUUAUAAGCCGGUUAAGUGCUGGAGCAAAUUCUGGUCGUGCUUCUACUGCUGUAAAGAAGCUGGAGAAACUUCAGAAUGAGGAACAAGUUGAGAAACCCUUCAUUCGCAAGCAAAUGAAGAUUAGAUUUCCAGAACGUGGCAGAAGUGGGCGAUCUGUGGUGUCCGUAAAAGGUUUAGAUUUUGGUUACGAGGAUGAGGUUCUGUUCAAGAAUGCAAAUUUGACGAUUGAAAGGGGAGAAAAGAUAGCCAUUCUUGGGCCAAAUGGAUGUGGUAAAAGUACAUUUCUUAAGCUGAUUAUGGGCAUGGAAUCCCCGGAACGCGGAGAGAUUCUGCUUGGAGAGCACAAUAUUCUUCCAAACUACUUCGAGCAGAAUCAGGCAGAAGCACUUGAUUUGGAUAAAACUGUGCUUGAAACCGUUGCUGAAGUUGCAGAAGAUUGGAGACUUGAUGACAUAAAAGGUCUUUUGGGCCGAUGCAACUUUAAGUCUGAGUUACUUGACAGGAAGGUUUCAUUUCUAAGUGGUGGUGAGAAGGCUCGGCUUGCUUUUUGCAAGUUUAUGGUCAAACCAUCGACUCUGCUUGUUCUGGAUGAACCAACCAAUCAUUUGGACAUACCCACAAAAGAGAUGCUCGAGGAGGCGAUAAAUGAGUAUCAAGGGACUGUCAUCGCGGUUUCUCAUGACAGAUACUUUAUAAAGCAAUUUGUUAACCGUGUUUUGGAAGUAAAAGAUGGGGUUCUUCAGGACUAUUCAGGAGACUACAAUUAUUAUUUGGAGAAGAAUCUUGAAGCCAGAGAUAGGGAGCUCGAACGGGAGGCAGAGCUUGAAGAGAAGUCUCCAAAAGUAAAAGCUAAAUCCAAGAUGUCCAAGGCGGAAAGAGAAGUCAUGAAGAAACAGAAAAGACAGGCAUUUCAAGCUGCUAACCAGAAAUCAAAAGCAUUGAAGAACGCUAAGAGAUGGAAGUAG
Messenger RNA from Striga hermonthica, 2142 nucleotides. Lineage: Eukaryota; Viridiplantae; Streptophyta; Magnoliopsida; Lamiales; Orobanchaceae. The record is from the annotation of a GenBank genome assembly.